This is a messenger RNA of Myodes glareolus (Bank vole), 1663 nucleotides long. RefSeq names its product transmembrane protein 179 (gene Tmem179). The record is from RefSeq and is a predicted model, not a curated record. NCBI's taxonomy places the organism in Eukaryota, Metazoa, Chordata, Mammalia, Rodentia, Cricetidae.
CUGCGCAUCCUCCCACGCGGUUCGGGCCAGGCCUGUGCCGUGCCGGUGACUCGCGGCCUCCGGCUCCCGGCGCGGUCGCCUUCCCGGCUCGCGGCCUCCCCAGCCGUGGCACCGCCAUGGCGCUCAACAAUUUUCUCUUCGCGCAGUGCGUCUGCUACUUUUUGGCCUUCCUGUUCAGCUUCGUGGUGGUGGUGCCGCUGUCGGAGAAUGGCCAUGACUUUCGCGGCCGUUGCCUGCUCUUUACCGAGGGUAUGUGGCUGAGCGCCAACCUGACGAUGCAGGGGCGGGAGCGCUUCACCGUGCAGGAGUGGGGCCCGCCAGCCGCCUGCCGCUUCAGCCUGCUUGCCAGCCUCCUGUCGCUGCUGCUGGCCGCUGCGCACGCAUGGCGCACGCUCUUCUUCCUCUGCAAGGGACACGAGGGCUCCCUCUCUUGGCUCCACCGCAGCACCUUCUUCUAUGCCUUCCUGAACCUCCUGGUCAGUGCCUUUGUGGUCUUCCUGGUCUUCAUUGCCAGCACCAUCGUCAGUGUGGGCUUCACCAUGUGGUGUGACACCAUCACGGAGAAGGGCACUGUGCCCCACAGCUGUGAGAAGUUCCAGGACGUGGACCUGGAGCUGAACGUGGACAACUCUGCCUUCUACCGCCAGUUUGCUGUCGCCCAGUUUGGCCUGUGGGCCUCGUGGCUGGCUUGGCUGGCGAUCACCACCCUGGCGUUCCUGAAGGUUUACCACAACUACCGCCAGGAAGACCUGCUUGACAGCCUGGUUCAUGAGAAGGAGCUGCUGCUGGCCAGGCCAGCCUCUCGCACCUCCUUCCAGGGGGAGAAGAGUGCUGUCAUCUAGGCUGUGCAAGGAUGGCCCCUUUCCUGAGGCCUGCACUGCGGGGUGGCUGGGGCCCCACCCAGGCUUGCCAGUGCAGCUCCGCAUGUGUCUCUCGGCCCCGCCCACCGUGAGCAGAGCACUUGUGUUCCCAUGGAGAGCCUGACAGUGAUGCCACAGAGACCCAGAGACUUGGGGUUGCGGUGCCUUCUGACUUCUUAUCCUGGCCUUGGUUAGUGUGAUCCCUACUCUGCCUCUGUGUGACCAUCUGCCCAUAUAUGUGCAUGUAUGUGAGCAUGUGUGUAGAUGGGAGUGUGACUGCAGAACAGAGCUGAUGGCGCUGGGUUAGCAGCCUCCUUGCACCGCCACAGGCUCCGGCACACCCAAGUCCCUGCCCUUCCCAGAGGGGGCCAUCUUUCCAUUCUAUAGCAUCUUCAGCGAAGGUCCCCAGGAGGCACUGCUCCCCCUCCGCCAUAGCAGCUGAUGGAGGAUCCUGGUCAGAAUGUGGGAGUCUGGGCUGGGCUCUGUCCUCUGUUCUGUGAGGAUAUCUGGGGCUGCUUGGCUGUGGUCGGAGAGUGUUACCCUCCACUCUUGAGAUUUUCUAGGUGGCAUGAUCCUCUGUGUUCUAGGAGUGGGGCCUUUAUAGCAGAAGAGGUCCCGCCUAUCUGGAUUUCAGGGAGUGCAUUCGUUGUUCCUGACCCUAGUCUGAAGUUGUGCUCAGAGCUGUUCCUCCAUUUGCAGGCAAGGUGAUCCUCAGCUGUGUCAGCAUCCUGUCUACCAUCAGUGGUUGGUGUGAUCCUAGCCGUGUCAGCUCCCUGUCCACCAUCAGUGGUUGGUGUGAUCCU